Lutzomyia longipalpis is the source of this 2351-nucleotide messenger RNA. It is a transcript of the gene MED26, whose product is annotated as mediator of RNA polymerase II transcription subunit 26. The transcript is spliced from 6 exons. The record is from RefSeq and is a predicted model, not a curated record. The coding region runs from base 368 to 2158 and encodes 596 amino acids. Gene Ontology annotation, biological process: regulation of transcription by RNA polymerase II; positive regulation of gene expression. NCBI's taxonomy places the organism in Eukaryota, Metazoa, Arthropoda, Insecta, Diptera, Psychodidae. Gene Ontology annotation, cellular component: mediator complex; core mediator complex; nucleus. Gene Ontology annotation, molecular function: transcription coregulator activity.
UUGACAGUCAGUCAAUUGCAAAUGGCAGAAGAGUAAGAAGUGCGUUUUCUUCGAAGCGUGUUUAUUAUAUGUUGUAGCCAUUGGAUUUGCCAUAAAAGAUAUAUCCCAUCUUAGAAGCAAGGUGGUGCAUUUGCUGAAGCACUGGGACGGGCAAUUGCGUGCGUGCGAAUGUAACUUUUUGGGUUUUGGACUUUUUCGCCUACUUUAACAUUCAAAUUUCAUUUUUGCCUUCGCCACCUUUUUCUCGUGCUCGCCCCCCCACCCCUCAAUCGUCCAGGUUUUCUGGGCGUCAUCAUAUGACCGAAGGAAGUGGCCAGGCCAACCAGGUUCUCAACAACUUCCCUGGAACACUCACACCUGGAUUUUAAUGAAUCAAUCCGUGUCGGAGCUUUCACGACGACUGGAGAAUGCCCUCGACACUGAAUAUAACGUCACCGAUAUGGCGACUGUGCUUGAGAUUAUCAGCGUGCUGGAGAAGACGAGAGUUACAAUUGAGCAGCUGGAAAGUACCCAGCUGACCAAAUGUGUCAGCCAAAUGAGGCGUCGGACAAUGGAUGAGGUGCUGGCACGUCGUUCUAAGAACCUCAUCAAGCAGUGGCGUACACUCCUACCCCAUUUACCCAAUGGCAAGGCUGGUGGUCGUCGGCGACAAAAUGGGGAUUCCAUGGAAGAUGAAGAGGAGGCACGAAGACGCAAGAAACGACGGAAGCAGAUGCCACCGGAAGAUGAUGAUGUGGUAGUGCUGGUUGAGCCCCCGCCACAUGGUAGCGCCUCCAACAGUAGUCAUAUCGACAGGGGUGCUUCACCAGUGGGUGGUACGCGUGCUGAAGAGCUCAAUUUUCGUGGAAAAUUCUCGAGGAUACCUUCAACACCAGCCUCACCCACUCCCGAUGUCUCUAGAAACAAUAGCCCCUCUAGCGCCUUCAAAAAUACUUCUCCACACGAUAGCAGGAGUGUUAGUCCCGCAAAUCAGGAACCUGUACAGCCGAAGAAGCGUGGAAGGAAGAAAGGUUCACGUGGAGUUGAUGCCCUCAUUGGAGAUUCGUACGACACAUCGCCGUACUUGGAGUUCAAGCACAAGUUGACAUCGGGACCUAAAAAGGUGAAAACAACCAAAGAACUCCUUGCGGACCUACAAAAUCGAAAGCUAACUGCUUCAUCGGCCACUUCAUCGCCCAUUCUCCAAAUUAGGCCCACAUCUCCUUCACAAUCCCUUCUGCUUCACUCAGAUGGCUCACAGUCCCAGGAUCCUUCCAUAUUCAUGGCAUUGCCAGUGACUGACCUGGGGCAUGCACAUGAAACAGCAGCAGCAGCAGCAGCUCCUUCUGAUGAAGCAUCCGCCGUGCCACCAGAAAUACCAUCAUCUACUACACAAACAAAGAGUAUAGAAGAUGAGAUUCGUGAAUUAAAGCGGCAGCUAGCGUGCGUGAUUGAGUCACAGACAUGCGAAGAGGAUGAAAUUGCUCCCGCGUGCACGUGCGUAUUUACGGAGAUACAUGAGACUGAUGAGCUGGAGAAUGGUGUGGUGACCAAGCGACAAAGUGGAUUUGGUGAAGCAAAUACGGCUGUGACAGAUGGUGGUGAGGCAUCAACCACGGGGACAACCCACAAUAUGCGGAGACCCCCCGUUAAAUCCAUCUUCGAUCUCGAUGAGACUGACGACGGGCGAGUCGAGAUUUAUUCAGAACCAGAAGAAAAACCCCUGGAUAACACAUUACUCGAUACAGGCCCAUCGUGGCCAAUGUGGCGGUGUAUUGAGGAUCCAGAUUGCCCAGCUAGGCUGGAACGUGGUGAGGUGACGGCAGAAGAUGUGCGGGCAUUGCAUAGUCUACCACUUGAGCACGUGAAUGGCAACUGGUCACUAGGGGUACCAUCAGCUGAACCCGAAACCGACGAAACAGGCCUCUAUCGACGCGUUGUGCCGCAAUACAAUCACCUUGUAAUGGAUAGGAUCCCAAAGGUGCAUGAGAGUGACAGCAAUGCCACAGAUGUGGUACGUUGGCACCGGAAGCGGCAUCGACGGAAUAACAACUCAGGGAGCGACGAUGAGGAUAUCUUGCAUCCGGGUCAAACUUUCCGAGAGUGGUUCGAAACGGUCCAAGUCAAAUCCUACAAUGAUGAACUACUGACCAUUUUGCCUUAUGUAGUUAUUGACUAGCUCGAUUGCGGAGCAACUCAGACAUUCCUCGCAUUUAAUCGAGGGACUUAGGACAAAUUUAAGGAGGCGCGCCCGUCAUUUUGUUGAAAUAUUAUUAUGAGAUAAAAAAAAACAAAACAAAAAAAAAAGAAAAAAUGAAAUGAACGAUUGUGAGCGAUAAAAUGAAUAAAUUAGCCCCUGGGGCAAAAAAUUA